Messenger RNA from Populus trichocarpa (black cottonwood), 753 nucleotides. RefSeq names its product probable protein phosphatase 2C 28. Gene Ontology annotation, biological process: protein dephosphorylation. The record is from RefSeq and is a predicted model, not a curated record. Gene Ontology annotation, cellular component: cytosol; nucleus. NCBI's taxonomy places the organism in Eukaryota, Viridiplantae, Streptophyta, Magnoliopsida, Malpighiales, Salicaceae. Bases 1 to 753 code for a protein of 250 amino acids. The transcript has 5 exons. Gene Ontology annotation, molecular function: protein serine/threonine phosphatase activity.
AUGAUAGUAAUAUUUGAGUUUAUUGUUCUUCCUUAUGAGCACAAGGAAGGGAUCAUUGGAUAUGAUUCUUCCACUGAUGAUGAAAAUGUUGAAGAGGAGGAAUCUCCUCGUCGGAAUGUCAUCCAUGGAUACCAUAUGGUCCGAGGAAAAUUGGGCCAUGGAAUGGAAGAUUAUGUAGUGGCAGAAAAUAGGAAAAUCAAUGGCCAUGAGUUAGGGCUUUAUGCGAUGCCUUCGCUGCUAUAUUCUUGGAUCAAGAGGACGUAUAAGGUUACUGAUAAUGAGAUUUUGGAUAGAAUAGUUGGUUCUCGAGGAGAGUCAACAGCAGCUACAGCAAUACUAGUUGAUAAAGAGAAGUUAAUUGUGGCCAUUGUUGGUGAUUCUCGGGCCAUCUUAUGCAGAAAUGGUGAGGCAACACAAAUCUCAGUAGAUCAUGAUCCCCAGAAGGAGAAAGAACAUGUUGAAAGCAAGGGUGGAUUUGUGUAUGAAGCGCCAGAUGCAAGGGCUUUCGGUGAUGGGAGAAUAAAAGAGAAUAUUACUUCAGAACCAGAUAUAAUGACUGAACAUAGUGAUGAAGAUACUGAAUUCAUAACUUUGAGGAGCGAUGGCUUGUGGAAGGUGAUGUCAAACCAAGAGGCUUAUGAUUGCAAUACCGAUUUGGAAGAUGCUGAAGAGGCGGCAAAGAAGUUGAUUGAAGAGGCAUUAAACAGGGGAAGCAUGGAUGACAUCUCUUGCAUGGUUGUAGCUUUUCUCUAA